Camellia sinensis is the source of this 693-nucleotide messenger RNA. The record is from RefSeq and is a predicted model, not a curated record. Lineage: Eukaryota; Viridiplantae; Streptophyta; Magnoliopsida; Ericales; Theaceae.
AUGGAUGUCUCUAAUGCUUUUCUCCAUGGUGUUCUUCAUGAGGAAGUACAUAUGACUCAACCUCCACGUUUUAUUGCAGCUUCUCAUCCUAUUAAAGUCUGUUUUCUUGCAAGCCAUUGUGAUUCCUCUCUGUUUGUCAAAAAGACUACUUCUUCUAUCACUAUUCUCAUCAUCUAUGUAGAUGACAUUUUGCUCACUGGACUCAUUCGUGAUUCUUCCUUGACUACAACCAAUAGUGUAGAAUCGGGGGGUCACAAAGCUGGUAUGACAAAUUGUAAGGCUACUGCUUCUCCAAUGCCUACCAAGUCACCCAUUCUGCCCACAGCAGAUCUUCCCUUUGAUCAACCUGCUUUGUAUCGAAGUCUUGUUGGUGCACUUCAAUAUUUGACAAUCACACGCCCAGAUCUUGCUUUUGCUGUGAACUCUGCUUGUCAACACAUGCAUUGUCCUUUGAUUAGCCAUUUUAAUGCUGUCAAAAGGUUGCUGAGGUUUCUCAAAGGAACUCUUGAUUGUGGUCUCCAGUUUCAACGAGGUCCUCUCACUCUCAAUGCCUUCUCUGAUUCAGAUUGGGCUGGCAAUGCUCUGGAUCGCAGAUCUACUACUGGGUUUUGUGUUUUUCUUGGUCCCAACUGGAUUUCUUGGUCUUCCAAGAAGCAACCCACGGUUUCUCGAUCUUCCACUGAGACUAAAUAA